Octodon degus (degu) is the source of this 4091-nucleotide messenger RNA. RefSeq names its product calcium voltage-gated channel auxiliary subunit alpha2delta 2 (gene Cacna2d2). Gene Ontology annotation, molecular function: voltage-gated calcium channel activity. The transcript is spliced from 37 exons. Bases 1 to 3231 code for a protein of 1076 amino acids. Gene Ontology annotation, cellular component: voltage-gated calcium channel complex. The record is from RefSeq and is a predicted model, not a curated record. Lineage: Eukaryota; Metazoa; Chordata; Mammalia; Rodentia; Octodontidae.
AUGCAGCACUGGGCCCGGCGCCUAGAGCAGGAGAUCGAUGGUGUGAUGCGGAUCUUUGGAGGUGUUCAGCAGCUCCGUGAGAUCUACAAGGACAACCGGAACCUGUUUGAGGUGCAAGAGAAUGAGCCUCAGAAGCUGGUGGAGAAGGUGGCAGGGGACAUUGAGAGCCUAUUGGACAGAAAAGUGCAGGCCCUGAAGAGACUGGCUGAUGCUGCAGAGACCUUCCAGAAAGCCCACCGUUGGCAGGAUAAUAUCAAGGAGGAAGACAUCAUAUACUAUGAUGCCAAGGCUGAUGCUGAGCUGGAUGACCCUGAGAGUGAGGACGUGGAGAGAGGGUCCAAGAGCAGCAGCCUAAGGCUGGACUUCAUCGAGGACCCAAACUUCAAGAACAAAGUCAACUAUUCAUACACGGCUGUGCAGAUACCCACAGACAUCUACAAAGGCUCCACUGUCAUCCUCAAUGAGCUCAACUGGACAGAAGCCCUGGAGAAUGUGUUCAUCGAGAACCGCAGGCAGGACCCUACACUGCUGUGGCAGGUCUUCGGCAGCGCCACCGGAGUCACCCGAUACUAUCCAGCCACCUCCUGGCGAGCCCCCAAGAAGAUUGACCUGUAUGACGUCCGCAGGAGACCCUGGUAUAUCCAGGGGGCCUCGUCACCUAAGGACAUGGUCAUCAUCGUGGACGUGAGUGGCAGUGUGAGUGGCCUGACACUGAAGCUGAUGAAGACGUCUGUCUGUGAGAUGCUGGACACUCUCUCUGAUGACGACUAUGUGAACGUGGCCUCGUUCAACGAAAAGGCACAGCCCGUGUCUUGCUUCACACACCUGGUGCAGGCCAAUGUGCGUAACAAGAAGGUGUUCAAGGAAGCCGUGCAGGGCAUGGUAGCCAAGGGCACCACGGGCUACAAGGCUGGCUUUGAGUAUGCCUUUGACCAGCUGCAGAACUCCAACAUCACCCGGGCCAACUGCAACAAGAUGAUCAUGAUGUUCACGGAUGGUGGUGAGGACCGUGUACAGGAUGUCUUCGAGAAGUACAACUGGCCCAAUCGGACGGUACGUGUCUUCACCUUCUCUGUGGGGCAGCAUAACUAUGAUGUCACUCCGCUUCAGUGGAUGGCCUGCACUAACAAAGGUUACUAUUUUGAGAUUCCUUCCAUCGGAGCCAUCCGCAUCAACACACAGGAAUAUCUCGACGUGUUGGGCAGGCCCAUGGUGCUGGCUGGCAAGGAGGCCAAGCAGGUGCAGUGGACCAACGUGUAUGAGGAUGCACUGGGGCUGGGGUUGGUGGUAACAGGAACCCUCCCUGUUUUCAACCUGACACAAGAUGGUCCUGGGGAAAAGAAGAACCAGCUGAUCCUGGGUGUGAUGGGCAUUGAUGUGGCUCUGAGUGACAUCAAGAGGCUGACUCCCAACUACACGCUUGGAGCCAAUGGCUACGUGUUUGCAAUUGAUCUGAAUGGUUACGUGUUGCUGCACCCCAAUCUCAAGCCCCAGACCACUAACUUCCGGGAGCCCGUAACUCUGGACUUUCUGGAUGCAGAGCUGGAGGAUGAGAAUAAGGAGGAGAUACGGCGGAGCAUGAUUGAUGGCAACAAGGGCCACAAGCAGAUCAGAACACUGGUCAAAUCUUUGGAUGAGAGGUACAUAGAUGAGGUGAUUCGGAACUACACCUGGGUGCCUAUAAGGAGCACCAACUACAGCCUGGGGCUAGUGCUCCCACCCUAUAGCACCUUCUACCUCCAAGCUAACCUCAGCGACCAGAUUCUGCAGGUCAAGUAUUUUGAGUUCCUGCUCCCCAGCAGCUUUGAGUCUGAAGGACAUGUUUUCAUUGCUCCCAGAGAGUAUUGCAAGGAUCUGAAUGCCUCAGACAACAACACCGAGUUCCUGAAAAACUUCAUUGAACUCAUGGAGAAAGUGACUCCAGACUCCAAGCAGUGCAACAACUUCCUUCUGCACAACCUGAUCUUGGACACAGGCAUUACACAACAACUGGUGGAACGUGUGUGGCGGGACCAGGAUCUCAACACGUACAGCCUGCUGGCCGUGUUUGCUGCCACUGAUGGUGGCAUCACACGUGUCUUCCCCAACAAGGCAGCUGAGGACUGGACAGAGAACCCUGAACCCUUCAAUGCAAGCUUCUACCGCCGCAGCCUGGAUAACCACGGUUAUAUCUUCAAGCCCCCACAUCAGGACACCUUGUUAAGGCCCCUGGAACUGGAGAACGACACAGUGGGCGUCCUUGUCAGCACGGCUGUGGAGCUCAGCCUAAGUGGGCGCACACUGAGGCCAGCAGUGGUGGGCGUCAAGCUGGACCUAGAGGCUUGGGCUGAGAAGUUCAAGGUGCUUGCCAGUAACCGUACCCACCAGGACCAGCCUCAGAAGCAGUGUGGCCCCAACAGCCAUUGUGAGAUGGACUGUGAGGUUAACAAUGAGGACCUACUUUGUGUCCUCAUUGAUGAUGGGGGGUUCCUGGUGCUAUCAAACCAGAACCAUCAAUGGGAACAGGUUGGCAGGUUCUUCAGUGAGGUAGAUGCCAACCUGAUGCUGGCACUGUACAACAACUCCUUCUACACCCGUAAGGAGUCUUAUGACUAUCAGGCAGCCUGUGCCCCCCAGCCCCCUGGUAACUUGGGUGCUGCACCCCGGGGUGUCUUUGUGCCCACCAUUGCAGACUUCCUUAACCUGGCCUGGUGGACCUCAGCUGCCGCCUGGUCUUUGUUCCAGCAGCUGCUCUACGGCCUAGUCUACCACAGCUGGUUCCAGGCGGACCCGGCGGAGGCCGAAGGGAGCCCUGAGACGCGUGAGAGCAGCUGUGUCAUGAAACAAACCCAGUACUACUUCGGCUCAGUGAACGCCUCCUAUAACGCUAUCAUCGACUGCGGAAAUUGCUCCAGACUGUUCCACGCGCAGAGGCUGACCAACACCAACCUGCUCUUCGUGGUGGCGGAGAAGCCGCUGUGCAGCCAGUGCGAGGCCGGCCGGCUGCUACAAAAGGAGACACACUCGGACGGCCCGGAGCAGUGUGAGCUGGUGCAGAGACCGCGCUACCGGAGAGGCCCGCACAUCUGCUUUGACUACAACGCAACGGAAGAUACCUCAGACUGUGGCCGCGGAGCCUCCUUCCCUCCGUCGCUUGGCGUCCUCGUCUCCUUGCAGCUGCUGCUGCUCCUGGGCCUGCCGCCUCGGCCGCAGCCUCAAGUCCAUGCCCGCGCCGCCUCUCAUCGCCUCUGAGCGGCCCGCCCUGCCCCCGCCCUGGCCUCCUAGCCCCGCCCCGCCCCCUCCGCCUGAGAACCCCAUACCUCCCUCAGUGAAGGACUUGAGCUGGGUCGGGGGAGCGUCCCAAAGGAGGACGCCAGGCUUUGGCACCUAGGACCUGCCUCACUGCUGAACCAUCCAGGUGUCCCCAAAUCCUGGACUCCAGCGGCUCGGACUGGGAGGCUACCUGUACUGGUGCCAAACCAAGCCUCCCCUGCCCCGUCCCACCUGGAGACUUCCACCCUGGCUGGAUUUCUCCAAUCUGGCCCCUCUGCCCCACCCAGGCCAAAUCUUUUUUCCCUGGGAAUAAUGGAGGAAGGUGAGAUGGCAGCUUAAGCUGAAGUCCUAGUCGGGGAGAAGUUCUGGGGCGCCCCCCACCAUGUACUCCUGCCCCUUUGAGGCCUACAACCCUCAGUCCCCCACCUGCAGGUGUCAGGACAGUCUCACAGUGACAUCAGUUUAGACACAACCCCACACACACACCUGGAACCCAGAGAGUAGAAGCUAGCUGUAGCCUAGAGGGCAGACAGACAUAGACACACACAGGGCAGGGGGCUCAAAACCGCCUUACACAGGGUGAGGAGUUGGUUGAAGGGUUGGCAGCUGCACACUCCAUCUCCUACUCACCACCUGCCUCAAAUGUGAGCUGCAGUCAGCCAGUCCUCCCAUCGCAAAAGCUGAAUGUCAAACAGUGCCAAAUGCUAGGGCAGGGGGGAAGACUCCUCUGUCCCACCCCAAGCCACCAGUGUCAAGUGCCCCUCACCUUACCAGGUGCUCAUUGUAACCAUUUCUCACUAGUGUCAGGCCCCCAGAGGGAGCACAUGCCACUGCCUACA